This is a messenger RNA of Pseudozyma hubeiensis SY62, 1626 nucleotides long. RefSeq lists its product as hypothetical. Gene Ontology annotation, cellular component: chaperonin-containing T-complex. Lineage: Eukaryota; Fungi; Basidiomycota; Ustilaginomycetes; Ustilaginales; Ustilaginaceae. Bases 1 to 1626 code for a protein of 541 amino acids. Gene Ontology annotation, molecular function: ATP-dependent protein folding chaperone; ATP binding; ATP hydrolysis activity. The record is from RefSeq and is a predicted model, not a curated record. Gene Ontology annotation, biological process: protein folding. The transcript has a single exon.
AUGGCGGAACCACAGAUCGCAUAUGCUCAGGACGAGUACGGUCGUCCCUUCAUCGUCGUUCGUGAGCAGGGCAAAAAGACCCGUGCCAACGGCAUCCAGGCCAUCAAGAACCACAUCUCGGCAGCCAAGACGGUCGCCAACAUCCUCAAAACUUCGCUCGGUCCACGUGGUCUCGACAAGAUCCUCAUCAGCCCCGAUGGCGACAUCCAAGUCACCAACGAUGGCGCCACCAUCAUGAACAACAUGGAGCUCGAACACCAGAUCGCCAAACUGCUCGUCGAGUUGAGCAAGAGUCAGGACGACGAGAUCGGAGACGGAACCACCGGCGUCGUCGUCCUCGCAGGUGCGCUGCUCGAGCAGUCCGAGGCUUUGCUUGACCGAGGCAUCCACCCCAUUCGUAUCGCAGAUGGUUUCGAGCGUGCCUGCAACCUCGCAGUCCAGGAGCUUGAAAAGGUCGCCGACGUGGUCGAAUUCGACAAGGACAACAUCGAUGAGCUCAUGAAGGUCGCAAAGACGUGCCUCGGCUCCAAGAUCGUCUCCAAAGCUUCGGACAAGUUUGCCAAGAUCGCCGUCGACUCGGUGCUCUCGGUAGCAGACCUCAAGCGACGCGAUGUGGAUUUCGAGCUGAUCAAAGUCGACGGAAAGGUGGGAGGCGCAUUGGAAGACACACAGCUCGUACAGGGCGUCGUCAUCGACAAGGACAUGUCUCAUCCGCAGAUGCCUCGUGUCGUCAAAGACGCCAAGAUCGCCAUCCUCACAUGUCCCUUCGAACCACCCCGUCCCAAGACCAAGCACAAGCUCGACAUUACCUCGGUGGAAGAGUACCGCAAAUUGCAGGACUACGAACGACAGAAGUUCGAAGAGAUGAUCAAGCGCGUCAAAGACUGUGGAGCCAACCUGGUCGUCUGCCAAUGGGGUUUCGAUGACGAAGCUAACCACCUCUUGCUGCAACACGAAUUGCCCGCCGUCCGAUGGGUCGGCGGACCCGAGCUGGAACUCAUCGCCAUCGCCACCAACGGACGCAUCGUGCCACGAUUCGAGGAUCUAUCACCCGAAAAGCUCGGUCGCGCAGGCGUCGUCCGCGAAGUGGGGUUCGGUACCACGCGCGAUCGCAUGCUCAUCAUCGAGGAAUGCGCCAACACGCGCGCCGUCACCGUCUUUGUCCGAGGCUCCAACAAGAUGAUCAUCGACGAAGCCAAACGCGCGCUGCACGAUGCCAUCUGCGUGGUGCGAAACCUGGUCGUCGACAACCGAGUCGUGUACGGUGGAGGAGCCGCCGAGAUUUGCGCUUCGGUGGCCAUCUCCAAGGCGGCGGACGAGAUCGCUUCGUUGGAGCAGUACGCGAUGCGAGCGUUUGCCUCGGCGUUGGAUGCCAUCCCGCUGGCGCUGGCCGAGAACUCGGGCUACUCGCCCAUCGAGACCUUGGCCGAGGUCAAGUCGAGGCAGGUGACGGAGAAGAACCCCAAGUUGGGCAUCGACUGCAUGGGCGCGGGGGACAACGACAUGAAGAACUGCCGCGUGUUUGACCCGCUGGUUUCCAAGAGGCAGCAGCUGCUGUUGGCGACACAGCUGGUGAGGGCGGUGCUCAAGAUCGACGAUGUGAUCGAACAACAUAACAUCGAGUAG